GUGGAAACAAUUUUGAGCAACAUUCUGAGAAAACCUCACAAGUGGUUUGUGAGGAAAAAUUGAUGAGGUUUCUUGUGAGGUUAUUCUUAUUCAAACCUCACAAAUCAAAAACACAAAAUUCACCACAGAAGGUGAAAAGCAUUUUAGUGUUUAAAAGUUGUUUUUUAAAAAUAAACAAAGCAAAAUAAAGAAAUGAGCAACAAAGAAAAGAUUUCAAAAUUUAAAAGAACAACUCAGGAGCAGCUGCAGCAUUAUAUAAUGUUCUGCAAGCAGCAUCCUGAGUUGCAACGAAAGAAGCUGACCAGCCCUCAAAGGCUGCAAAUGUUGUGGUCAGAGCUAGCAGAAAAAUUAAAUGCUUUAAAAGGACCAACACGCACAGCAACCAAAUGGAAGGAGUCGUUAACGCAUUGGAAACAUCAGUUGCGUAGCCGAGCGCGAAAAGAUAAAGCCCACCUGCAAAUUACUGGUGUAGACACACCAGCAGCUGAAGUAUCAGAAUGUGAGGUGCAGGAAAAUUCAACCUUUGGGACAACAACGGUUGAUGGAGUGUCGGGUAUUGAGAGUUCGGAUCAGCAGGACCCCGUUCCUGCUCCAACUCCAUCGCCAGCUUCUGCUCCAGCCUUUCCUGCUAUAUAUCUCCGCACUUUACCUUCGUCACCUUCACCCCCCACUUCACCACCUCUUAUCGUAUAUUCUCCUGAUGUAUCCCAUUCUAGGUUAUCUCCUCCCAUCCUACCUUCUCCUACACCAUCAACUUCUGCUUCAAUCGUUUCUGAAGCCCCCAAACCAACAGCAGUGAAAAUGCUUGGAACAAUACUAAAAAAAAUGAAGGCGCACGAGAGACGGGAAGAGCGGGCCAUUUCCCAACAACAAAAAAUUUUAGAACAAAACGAACAGUUGAUGGGUGUCUUGAUGCAGAUGUCACAGGAGAGACGAGAGGAGCUGCAAAAGACCUCGGAGCAAAACCUACAAUUGACGGGGGUAUUGAGCCAAAUGACGCAAGCACUAACAGCUAUGACAACAGUGCUCAAUAACCUUACAGAAAAAUUAAACCACUGAUCACAAUACAUUGACGCAUAUCACCUAGGGAGAACCAUUUCAUUUUGUCUCAUCUAUGUUUUCUUAUAAUAGUUAGGAUUACAUAUUUUUAUAUGAAGUAUUUAUCAGAUCUUAUAUUAUUAAAUAAGUAUAUUUAAUAAAAUAACUGCAUUAUUUAAACAUA
Molecule: messenger RNA, 1222 nt
Organism: Bactrocera dorsalis (oriental fruit fly)
Lineage: Eukaryota; Metazoa; Arthropoda; Insecta; Diptera; Tephritidae
Exons: 4
Coding region: 193-1059 (288 amino acids)
Source: RefSeq, a predicted model, not a curated record